Molecule: messenger RNA, 1255 nt
Organism: Dendrobium catenatum
Lineage: Eukaryota; Viridiplantae; Streptophyta; Magnoliopsida; Asparagales; Orchidaceae
Product: zinc finger CCCH domain-containing protein 63-like
Exons: 4
Coding region: 1-1044 (347 amino acids)
Molecular function (GO): mRNA binding; metal ion binding
Source: RefSeq, a predicted model, not a curated record
AUGUUAUUUGAUAUGCUUUUAGCACUGUUGCAGCAUUUUUUAAAGAAAGGGAUGUGCAAAUUUGGAGCAGCAUGCAAAUAUCACCAUCCACGAGACAGACCUGAUGCACAACCCGUGCUAGUAAAUGUUUUGGGUUUUCCAAUUCGCCAGGAUCAGAAAUCAUGUUCAUACUACAUGAGAACCGGAACUUGUAAAUUUGGAGUUGUCUGCAAGUUCAAUCAUCCACAGCCUGCUACUAUUUGGACUGUUCUUCCUCUAAAUGGGUCUCCAACUUCUGGAUCUACAAUACCUUCAAUGACAUCUACAGCUAGGCUGCCUUUUGUUGAUGGAGUUUCAAGUUGGUCAUUGUCCAACAGACCCACUUAUACGUCCAGUCACCACUUGCAAAACCUUGCAGCAUAUAUACCCGUUAUCCUUCCACCUUCCCUUGGGAUAAUGCCUGUGCAGCAGGGUUGGCCCGCUUAUAUGGGCUUUGUAAAUCAUCAACUAUCUCCUGAUGUCCUUGGACCUACUCCAAUACCAAAAUCCAAUAACAUCACACAGUCUAGUCUCAGCAAUACACCAAAUUUCCCUGAGAGACCAGAUCGACCAGAAUGCCAUUAUUACCUGAAAACUGGGAACUGUAAAUAUGGUUCAACUUGUAAGUUUCAUCACCCAAAAGAAAGAAGCUCCGUAUCAACAAGCACUCUUGGACCCCACGGCCUUCCUUUGAGACCUGACCAGCCUGUUUGUAUUUACUACAAUCUAAAUGGAGCCUGCUGGUACGGUUCAAAUUGCAAAUUUAAUCACCCACUUUUUGGAUGCUAUGACUAUAACAUGCGAGCGACAUGUCGUCCAGAUGAUUUUCGUAACCAAAGAAAUACACGAGUGGCAUGGACACCAUGGGAAGCUAAACCAACUAAAACCAUGAAAUCUGAAGCAGACAAUAGACCCUUUUCUUCAAAUAACAGCAAAGAGGACAAGAACAUUGCUGCACGUACUUCUUCACCGUUGCAUGUUUCACCUUCAUCGGAGUCUACACAAACUAAUUCUAACUUCAUUUAAUCUCGCUGAUCAGCUUAGCUUCUUUUCCAGUAUGCGGAAUUUCAGAAGUACAUUUGCAGUUUUGUUCUGUGAAACCAUGCUUAGUUGAGGCUCAGAUAUCUUUCCUGAGUAAAAUGCAGGUCAGAUUUUGUCUUAUCGACUUGAGUUAUUUUGCUUUGCAGAUUGAUCCUUUUUUUUUUUUUUUCAAAAAACAAAGACCUAAAUGUUAAAA